Erythranthe guttata (spotted monkey flower) is the source of this 1995-nucleotide messenger RNA. RefSeq names its product very-long-chain aldehyde decarbonylase CER3. The record is from RefSeq and is a predicted model, not a curated record. Gene Ontology annotation, molecular function: iron ion binding; oxidoreductase activity. Gene Ontology annotation, biological process: lipid biosynthetic process. Lineage: Eukaryota; Viridiplantae; Streptophyta; Magnoliopsida; Lamiales; Phrymaceae.
UUUUAGAACAUGGUAGAAAAGUAGAGAGAGAAAGAUGAAGAAUAAGAGAAUCAUCACUCCAAACACAAGGGAAGAAGCUCCUCUGUUUUCUUGGCCAUGGGACAACUUGCAAAAUUUCAAGUAUUUGCUAUAUGGACCACUAAUUUGCAAAGCCCUACAUGCAAUCUACACAAAAGAAAUCACCAAGAAUGACAAUAUUUGGUGCCUACAUAUUCUCAUCUUGUUUUACCAUAGAGCACUUGUUCAUCAGCUUUGGUCAUCUUACACAAACAUGCUCUUCCUUAAUCGCGCUCGUCGAAUCGACCAACGGGGCGUCGAAUUCAAUCAAAUCGACGCAGAAUGGCACUGGGAUAAUUUUCUGAUACUUCAAAUUACAGUGGCUUCUCUCUCUUACAUGAGUUUCUCUCUCUUGGCAAAUCUCCCAUUAUGGGAUUUAAGGGGUAUUAUUUGCUGCAUAAUACUCCACAUUGGAAUAUCAGAGCCAUUUUAUUACUGGAUUCACAGAUUAUUACACACCCCUGUUUUGUUCCAACACUACCACUUUCUCCACCAUAGCUCGAAAGUCGUAAAUCCUUUCACAGGUGCACAUUUGUCGUUCUUGGAGCAUAUAUUACUUUGUGUAGUCAUAGGAAUUCCGACUCUGGGAACCGCGUUAAUCGGAUAUGGAUCGAUUGGCCUAAUGUACGGUUACCUCUUCGUCUUCGAUUUUCUGAGGUGUUUGCAACACAGCAAUGUUGAAGUUGUCCCUUGUCAACUAUUUCAGGCUAUUCCUCUCCUCAAGUAUCUCGUAUGUACACCGACAUACCACAGUCUUCACCACGCGGAAACGGGGACGAAUUUUUGCCUAUUCAUGCCGUUUUACGACAAGUUAUGGAAUACCUUAAAUGGAAAAUCAUGGGAUCUUCACGAAGAAAUUAGUACUAGAACAAAUAGCAGAGUGCCUGAUUUCGUGUUUCUUGCGCACGGUGUGGAUAUUAUGUCGGCUAUGCACGCGCCGUUUGUUUUCCGAUCGUUCAGUUCGAUUCCGUUCAGUACAAAGCCGUUUCUGAUUGUGAUGUGGCCUUUUACUUUUGUUGUGAUGCUGGUUAUGUGGGCGAAAUCGAAGACUUUCUUGUUCAGCUUUUAUAAUCUUAGAGGUCGUUUGCACCACACUUGGGCGGUGCCUAGGUUCGGUUUUCAGUAUUUCUUGCCUUUUGCUGCAGAAGGCAUAAACAACCAAAUCGAAGACGCUAUCCUUAAAGCCGAUAGAAUCGGAGUUAAGGUCAUUAGCCUUGCCGCAUUAAACAAGAACGAAGGCCUAAACGGAGGCGGGACCCGUUUCACGAACAAGCAUCCAAAUCUUAGAGUUAGAUUGGUCCAUGGUAACACAUUAACCGCUGCCGUUAUCCUAAACGAGAUUCCUCGAGACAUUGACGAGGUUUUCUUAACCGGAGCCACUUCUAAACUCGGUCGAGCCAUCGCCCUUUACCUUGCUCGUCGAAAAGUCAAAGUUAUGAUGCUAACACCGUCUGAAGAGAGAUUCCUGAAGAUAAAAAAAGAAGCACCACUAGGUUUCGAAAAUUACUUGGUUCAAGUUACUAAAUAUCAAGCAGCUAAAAAUUGCAAGACAUGGAUAAUCGGAAAGUGGACAACGCCCAGGCAACAGUACUACGCUCCGUCCGGUACACAUUUCCACCAGUUUGUGGUCCCGCCAAUUAUUCCGUUCCGACUAGACUGCAGUUACGGGAAACUAGCAGCAAUGAAGCUUCCGGAAGAUGUCGAGGGACUCGGUUCGUGUGAGUACACGAUGGAAAGAGGAGUGGUGCAUGCUUGCCACGCUGGCGGGGUGGUUCAUCUUCUAGAAGGUUGGAAGCACAACGAGGUGGGCGCGAUCGAUGUCGAUCAGAUCGAUGUCGUCUGGAAAGCUGCACUUCGACAUGGCUUCAAGCCCUUGUAGAUUUUUCUUUUUUUUUUUUCUUUUUUCUUUCCAACAACAAUAUAUAUACACUUCCUUUA